GGCACUUUAGUUAUACGCCACAUUUCAAAUUACAAUGACGUCCGUUUUGGUACAAAAGCUUUGGGGCACACUUUUGUGGACCGGGUCAAUUAAUCGCAUUCGGCAGCACGUGAACCACUUUUCCCACAAUAUAGCUAGUGAGGAGCAUCGCAUCUACGAUGAACCAUACGUAAUCUUUCAGAACUGGCUGGUGGCUGCCCAAAAACAGGCGCCUCAGGUGCGUCCGAGACUCGCCUGCAUGGCCACUGUGGACAAAGCCGGCGAACCUGUGACCCGGCUGACCAGCAUCGAGGAGGUCAGCGCGAGAGGGAUCACGUUCUUCACAACGCUGGGCAGUCGGCAGGCGGGCGAGAUUAGUGCCAAUCCGCACGUGUCGCUGCACUUCAAUUGGGCGCCACUCAUGCGAAGUGUCCGGAUAGCUGGAUCCGCCCAUCAGUUGACGGAGGAGCAGGCGCUGGACCAGUUCCGCAGAUAUCCCCGCCACGUCCAGAUGUACAUCACCCACGGACCACGAUACGCGGCGGCCGACUGGCAAUCUCGCUCAGGGGUCUUUGCGCGAAUCCUACAGCGCCUGAAUGUCUGGCUUGGCAAGACGCCGGAGGAGAUUCCAAUGCCGUCCAACUGGGGAGGCUACAUCCUGACGCCCAGCAUUUUCGAGUUCGGGAUGCUUAGCGGGCAGAAGGCCGGCAGGACACGGGUGACUUUCCGCCGCUGCCUUGAAAUGCCCAGGGGGUCAAGAGCUGGUUCCGUUCAAGCUGAGAGGCAGGAUUGGAUCUAUGAUUCGUGUGAGGAAAAUUAAUAAGAAAUUUCCUCAAGAUCUUAUUCGGCUUUAAUUCUCUCUUGUCAUCAUAACCUUAAAAUCCGAUUAUUUUUUUCCCGGCCAUCCUUCUAAGCGUGAGCUAAAUUUUAAGUCAACUAAAUUACAUUUUUAUAUAAAUAUUGUUAAAAAAAACUUAACUUCUGUAAAUCUGCGAAAAAUAA
Messenger RNA from Drosophila rhopaloa, 981 nucleotides. RefSeq names its product pyridoxine/pyridoxamine 5'-phosphate oxidase. Lineage: Eukaryota; Metazoa; Arthropoda; Insecta; Diptera; Drosophilidae. The transcript has 2 exons. The record is from RefSeq and is a predicted model, not a curated record. Gene Ontology annotation, biological process: pyridoxal 5'-phosphate biosynthetic process; pyridoxine biosynthetic process. The coding region runs from base 35 to 799 and encodes 254 amino acids. Gene Ontology annotation, molecular function: pyridoxamine phosphate oxidase activity; FMN binding.